Molecule: messenger RNA, 5238 nt
Organism: Brassica rapa (field mustard)
Lineage: Eukaryota; Viridiplantae; Streptophyta; Magnoliopsida; Brassicales; Brassicaceae
Product: protein CHLOROPLAST IMPORT APPARATUS 2
Biological process (GO): regulation of DNA-templated transcription
Cellular component (GO): nucleus
Molecular function (GO): protein binding
Source: RefSeq, a predicted model, not a curated record
GCAUGAAAGAUCCCAUUUUCCCUUCUCUCUUCGAAAUCUAGGGUUUCUCCGUCUGUGAGGCGAUUUCGUGUCGGGGUCCAGAGCCGGAGAUUUUCUCGAUCAAUUCGUCGUCGGAGUCACUCGUAAACGCUCUCAGGUGAGUCUCAAUCACUCCGAGGACGAGAUAGCUUCGAUUUGAUCUCGGGAGGUUUCUAGGUUAAGGAAGUCGAUUUUGGGAUUUCGUCUUAGAGUGGGAAAUCGAGAAGGGGGUUUCGAUUUCUUGGUCAAAAUCGACAUACAGUUUCUUUUUAGGGUUCGUUUAUCAUGGAUUUCAUUUCGAUUUGGGGGUUUCGUGUAAGGGUUCGAAAUGUAAAAGGGGGUUUUAAUUUAGGACAUGCAUAUAACCGGACUUGGCUCUUUUAGAAUUGUUCUGUGGUCUUGUGUGGUCUAUAGUAGUUUGAUGCGAUUUUUUAAAAUUGGAACUCGAUUAAUACAUGUAAUUGGAACUCGAUUGUUGCAGAUGGAAACUCCCCGAAAACCUCAUUUCUUCAAGCCUCUUCUUCCUGGUUUUCAAAGUGGCGUCGCAAUACCACUUGACUUCUACUCAAAACACAUACAAGGGGCUGAGAUCAAUAAACCAUGGAAGCUAAGAUCGGACGCUUCGGAUCAAAUUUGGGAGGUGAUCCGAGAAGGCAGGACACUCACCAAAGGUUGGAAAGAGUUCACCGAAGCACAUGAUCUUCGAAUCGGUGACAUUGUCAUCUUCAAACACGAAGGAGACAUGGUCUUUCAUGUGACUCCUUUUGGUCCUAGCUGUUGUGAGAUUUUGUGGUCCGACGCGGAUGAUGCUCCUACUUUCUCAUACGACUACUGCUUCUUGGCUGAGGUUACUCCUACAAAUCAAAAGGACGACAAAAUGGUGAGUAAAAUUUAGUUAUUUAUUGUGUGAUUCUAGUACUGCUUCUUGGCUGAUGUUAUGUAUGUGUUUGUAGUUUCUUCCUGUGGAAGCUAUGAGGUGUGGUGCUUUGAACCAACAAUGCAAAGAGGUCAAACUUGUCAACAAGGAGGGAAAGUCAUGGACUGCGCGCUUCGGAUUUAGCGAAUCAGACGGCGCAUAUUACAUCAGCAGAGGGUGGAGAAAGUUCUGUCGUGAUAACAGAUGCACCAACGGAGAUUUGUUUGUGUUCAACGUGGUUGGAGACGGGACGACAACUCCAUUACUGUGUGUAUGUCCGGAAAGGAAGGAGUGUACUGAACUACUGAUCAAGCACUUCAGCAGAAUCGAUGGUAAGUCUUCUCAUUUGACUUGUUUGUGUUGUCUAUAUCUUCAAUGUUACUACUUUGCUUCUGCUUUAACUUGUGUUCUCUUCUUCUACAGGUAGCAUUGCUUCUACCUCACGAAAUUAGAUGGCUCUUUUGCGGUCUUUCCUCUCUAUCAUCUUAACUUGUUUCUUUUUGUUUCAUUAGCAACUUAUCAACUUAUGUAUUUCGGUUUGUAAAACUUGAAUGGUUUUUCUAUGUGAACUUUUAUCCUAAGUUAAACAUUCUCGAACUUAAUUCCUUUGUUGAAUGCGUAGACUGAUCAUCGAACAAAAUGUUUCUAUGAAUUGAAUUUAAGUUAAGAAACAACAUAAAAUUUUAAAACAUAGCUUUUAUACAUUUGAAAACACAAACCAAAACUUAAACUCCAAAACUAAAACAUAGGUUGAAUAAAAUGUUUUCAUAAAUUUUAUAAUAUAUUUUAAUAUUUUAUUCAUGUAUUCUGAAUAAUUUUAAAUUUAAAAAAAAAUAAAAAAAUAUUAUUAUUUUAUUCCUAUGAACUCGUUCUUCGGAUUCACUAAUGCAAAAAACUACAAAUUCGGGUUCAUAACUGUUCAUGGACCCACAAAAAAAUAUUAAAAAAAUUUGGUAAACCCCAAAGUGGGGUUCACCAAUGCUCAUGCUCUAAUGAGCCCAUUUAACCUAAUGAGGCAAACGUAUGAUUGCCAUAUGCCACAUAUUACGUACCUCCGGAUGAGACCAAAUUGUUCAUUCUCUUCCUCUCUCCACAUUUUCAUUUUAUUAACACUAAAUCUGAAAAAGUACGAGUUACUCAAAACUAUAAUCAAUAGAUUCAAUACUAUAGUUAUUAAUUUACCAAAUUUUUUUUUUAGAUUUCUCUAUUCAAAAUGUAUCUUUUAUAAGAAAAUUAGUUGAUUUUACCGGAUAUACAUUAAUCAAAUUUUAGAAUUUGGCUUUCAUAUUAUUUUUAUUAUAGUAUUUCUUGUAUAUAAAAUAUGUUUCAUAGAAUUUAAAUGUGGUUUUAGAUAUAAUUUUACUAAAUAUCAUCAAAAUAUAUUGAAGUGACUUGAAAAUAUAUAGAUAAUUAUGUUGUGAAUAUGAACAAACAAUAUAAUGUUUUGUUUAUACUUAUAUAAAUUAUAUAUAAUAAAAUAUUAAUUUGUAAUUUUAAUGAACCUUAUAUUUAUAUGGGAUUUUUCUUAAAAAAUAUUAACUUAUUAUUUAUCGAUUUGUCUCAUAUUUUAAACUCGUCCAACUCAAAACCAAAAAAUAUUAAUUUAUCAUGUUUAUUAAUUUACCAAAUAUUAUUUUUUAUAAUUUUUAUGUAUAACUAAAGAAAACUAUAGCUAUCGUUUUAGUGUUUGAGGGUGUCAGCCUAGUCUUUGGUUUUCUAGGGAUGUCUGACACUAAACUUAUAUCCGAACCAAUAAAUCAAAAUAAGAAACAACAGAGGUGCUUUUGUUUUGAUAUAAACAAAAAAAAAUAACAAGAAUUAGAAAGAGUUCCAACUUGGGACAAAUAUUUAUAAAGGGCUCAAUAGUUAUAACUUCUUUCUUUUUAGAAAAAAAAAAUAAUAAUAAACGAACCUAAGCAACUAGGCAACUAGCUAUCUUCAUCGUAAGUAAACUCAUUUGGAAGAGAGGGUCAAAACGUUUCCUAGUUCUUUUUUUAAACGUUUCCUAGUUCGUGUAAAAGAAAAGCACUACGUCACUACAGAAAUCUAAUACAUGCAAUUAGAUCAUGCCACGUACAUAGAUAAGGUGACAUGUUGUAUGUUUUUAACAUACAAAGCCGAAAAUGUUUUUACAAGUGGGUGGUUUAUGAUUUUUACUAAAAAGUAGUAUUUCCAUUCUCCUGCAGAAUUAAUCUAACUUGAAUUUUGUGUUCUUUAGAAAUUCACGAAAUUAUCUUCCAACGACAUACAUUUUGUUUCAAACCAUACUCUUACAUUUUUCACUAACACUAAGUUUUACUUUUCACCUUUUUUUUCGCCGACUUAUGGAGGAUUUUUUUUUCACAAACCAAUUAACAAAGAGCCUCCAUUAAUUCGACAAGUACUAGUAUAUAACUUUGACAAACCCUAACGGAUCUUUUCUCUUUUCUUCUCGUGACUCUCCCAAUCCAAUCGGCCACUCUCUCUCUCUCUCUUGUCUCUAAUCUUUAGAUGUUCAUUGGUUUUCUUUCUUUCUUUCGUUCUUCUAGGUGUUGAAUGAACAUCUCUCUUUAUCUUUUUUUUUUUUCCUUUCUAGUAUACAAAAUCUUUCUAUUUUCUCCUUAAAGUGUUGACCUUUUGGCUAUAUUUAGUAAACAAAGAUUUUGUCAGAGGGUUUAGGGUUUAGCAUCAUCAUCAUCAACCCUACAGAAAACACACAAAACAAACAAAUCCAGUUUCGCUUCCCAAAGCUCCCUAUUAUAAUAACUCUUCUAUAAAAGGAAACCUUAAAAAGCUUCCCUCUCUCUUACGCACGAACAGUAGAGUUCGUACGAUUCUCAGAACUUUUCUGAAUCGAAAGUUUUUUCUCUUUUUUUUUUUUUUUUCAUUUUAAGUUAACUAAAAUUUAAUCUCAUCCUCAAAUCCAACAGUUAUCAAGCUGAUAAGUUAGAGUCCUCUGUUUCUCUUUCUCAUCGGCAGAGACAUGUCAUCUUGUCUAAGUGGCGGCGGCGCGUAUACCUUCGAGUUGGAAAUGAUGAAGUCUCCGCCGUCGAGAACCACCGCCUCAUCCUCACACAACACUCAUUCACCGUCAUCUACAAUCUCCGAGUCAAACUCUCCUCCACUCGCAAUCUCCACAAGAAGGCCAAGGACUCAACGGAAAAGACCGAACCAGACUUACGACGAAGCGGCUGCUCUUCUCUCAACCGCUUACCCAAACAUCUUCUCAUCCAAGAGAAAAUCUCCGUUGAGUCCUCUGUUUCUCAGCGACUACGACGAAGCUUCUCAGUUACUUCUACCGUUUGCGUCAACCGAGGAGCCAGGUUUCUUGUUCAGUCCCACUACACAGACAAAACAAGAUCAGUUCUUGGAGCACUAUGAAGUCAGUUUGGUGAAUCGGUUUGGAAUAUUAGAAGAUUUUGAUGCUGAGUCGAUUUUAGAUGAAGAGAUUGAAGAAGGGAUUAACAGUUUCAUGGGGAGCAUUGAAUCCAACGACGGAGAAUCUGGUUUUGCCGGUAUCGACCCGUUAGGGGAAAUGACGAUGCUUCCUUGGCACGGAAGCUCCCUGGGGUUGAGGAACUCUCUCCGGGAAUGCGACGAUGCGAGCUUGUGGAUGUUUCCCACCGUGGAACUCGAACAUAUCUCGCCGAGAAUUCAGACCACUAUAACCACUGCAGCAGCUGAUGACGGUAAACCCGUCGACGUGAGUAGUAGCAAGAGUAAGACGGUGGCGAGAGAAGAGAAAAAGAAGAAGAAAAAGAAAGUUGCUGCUGCUGCGGCGGCGGAUUUAAAGACAGAACAGAGAGUGAGUCCGUUUUUGAAGCUCGACUACGACAGGGUUUUAGAAGCUUGGUCGGAUAAGGAGUCGCCCUUCUCCGAUGAGAUUCUUGGCUCGGAAGCUGCCGGAAGCGACAUCCAUGCAAGGUUGGCUGAGAUAGAUUUGUUUGGAGAAAGCGGAAUGAGAGAAGCUAUUGUGUUGCGGUAUAAAGAGAAACGGAGGAACCGGCUCUUCUCCAAUUCCAAAAGAAUCCGAUAUCAAGUCCGCAAACUCAAUGCUGAUCAAAGACCUCGUAUGAAGGGACGAUUUGUGAGAAACUCCAACAUAAGGAACUUGGGUGGGUUACGGUUAUAAGAAGAAGUGUCGAAAGUACUUAAGCCCUUUUAUUCCUCUCUUUUUUUUGUUGGAUACUUUUGGUUUCGCCUUCUCCAUCUUUGUUCUUAUCUUUACUGACUCCUCUUGUUUUUUUGGUCCUAAGGGAAUGGGGAAGAUAGAUUAGUUGAUUCGAGAAAGUAAAAAAUCAGAAUGAAUAAAACUUCUUUUGUCU